Molecule: messenger RNA, 3436 nt
Organism: Leptidea sinapis
Lineage: Eukaryota; Metazoa; Arthropoda; Insecta; Lepidoptera; Pieridae
Gene: Smg5
Product: nonsense-mediated mRNA decay factor SMG5
Exons: 4
Coding region: 187-3087 (966 amino acids)
Biological process (GO): nuclear-transcribed mRNA catabolic process, nonsense-mediated decay
Cellular component (GO): telomerase holoenzyme complex
Molecular function (GO): protein binding; telomeric repeat DNA binding; telomerase RNA binding
Source: RefSeq, a predicted model, not a curated record
UGUUACGGAUGUCGAAGGAGGAUUACUCAUUGCAGAAGUGCAAAAAUUUUUAGUGUAAUUAAAAUUAUUCUUUAGGUACUAUGAAUUUAAAGAAAUGAUUAAUUUCUUAGAAAAAAUUAUCGAUCUAACAAAAAUGUCAUAUGUAAUUCUAAAAAUAUCUUGACAAGUUGAUAAAAUGACUUGAAAAUGAAGAACGGAUGUCAUGAAUAUUUUGAUACAAAAAUUGCUGAUCGCAGCGAACAGGCUAAGAAAGUAUAUCGCUAUGUAACUGACGUCGCCAGACGCGUUGGUGAAGUUACUUCUGGAAGCAAAGAAAUUGCUGAUCUUUUCACUGUACAAAUUGAGAUUCAGCGCCAAAAACUACGGGAUAACUGUGAAAAGCUUUUUUUCUUAGAUCCUCUGAAUUAUGGUAAAAAGAGUUUAGAAUUGCUUUGGAGGAAGGUGUAUUAUGAUACAAUUUCCUCUGCAAAGAAACUACGUGAGUCAAAUAGUCAGUAUGAUGGUUAUAUACAAUUACUUAUAACUGGUGGAAUUGGACAAUUUCAUCACUUUAUGGCUAGAAUCCAAGCAGACAUGAAGAUACAGAUAAAAGACCUGGAUUAUUCACCAUUGUAUUACGACGAAGAAAAUGAAGAAGAUAUGAAUAAAGAAACACCUGAAGAUGAAAACCAGUUGGGUAGAACAGUCUUGUAUUCUUGCUUAAUAUAUCUUGGUGAUUUGAGUAGAUACCAAAUUGAGAUUUUCAAUAAUUUUGAGGCUUCAGUAGCUGCUCGAUAUUACCUACAAGCUGCCCAGAUUGAUUUAUCAUCUGGGAUGCCUUUCAACCAAUUAGGCAAUCUGUAUUUGGAUAAAAAUUACAAUUUGGAUUCUGUAUCAUCUUAUAUUCAUUGCCUUAGCUGCUUAAUACCAUUUGAGGGUGCUUUAGGCAAUUUAAAUAAAAUUUUUGAAAAAAAUAAUCAAUUUUGCAACACUGUUGUUGACAUGGAAACAUGUACUCAAUCUGAGCACCUACAGCAUACAAUUGCAAAUUUUUUCUAUUUAAUAGAAAAGUGGUAUUUUGGUAAGGAUGAUAUCAAUAUUUCAAAAAUGUGUAGUAAUGUUAUGCAACAACUCAAAAUUGCUAUGGACUUUAAAAGAAUUCCUUAUCCUGACAUAAAUAAGAAUUUUGAUGAUUAUACUCAAGCAGUAGAUGAGGAAAAUACAAAUCCGUCUUAUUUGAACCUUAACAUGAUUCACAACAUUGUUAAAAUAUGUCUCUUUACACUUGUAAGAGUUAAAGAAAUUGAUGAAAGUAAAGCGUUUUCUUGUAAAGCAUUUACUUUGGCAUUCUUGUCACAGAUCCUACAAAAAUUACAUACUCAAUUGGAGGCACUCGGACUAAAAAAUCCUGCUACUAAAUAUUAUUCAAAAUUCAAAAGCAAUAUAAUAAAUACAGAUUUAAAACCAAUUAGUGAUGACGCUGAGAUAGAAAAAACCGGUGAAAAAAAAAUUGAAGAGACUUUAAUUAAUGACAAUUCAGACGAACAUAAGGAAGAAAAAGAAAGUGUUUCUGAUGAUGGAAUAGAAGCAACUAUUUCAAAUGGAGAUGUAAAAAAAAAGACACCGCGGCGUAGACGUCGGCGCCGGGUGACAUCAUCAGAAAGCUCUAAUAAGAGUGACACUGAUUCUGAUGAUAGUGAAGUGAUGUCUGAUAAUAAUUGUUCUGAAGAUGAAGACUUGUCAGAUUCAUCCUAUCAUUCUGAAGAUGACCCAAGUGAAACUUCUGUGUCUGACAAUGAGUAUGUUGAAGAGAAGUCAUUGCCUACUAACAAAGAACAGACUAUAAAAGUUCCUAAUAAAACUGACACUGUCCCUCAAAGCAAUAUAAACAAUGGAAUUGAAAAUGAAAUAGAUGUGGAUGGCAUAAAAAACUUUUUGCUUGGAGAAAACUUUCUACCAAGCCUUAAGCUUUUGCAAGACUGGGCAAUGACUGAAAAAGAUUUAAUCCUAUCUUGUGGUGACAGUGGGGAAGCCCUAUUUCAAUGUGUAGUCAAUUUAUUGAAUAUUUUUAACCACUACUUUGAUCAUAUCAAUAACAAUACAUUUGCUGACAGUAAGUUACACAUUCUGGUGAAAGCCCAAAACAUUGCAAAGAAAUUUAAACUCGAAUUUAAAUCGAUACCAUUACCUGAAGAUAUAAACUUGAGAGGAACAAAUAUUGGAAAAUUUGACAAGGAUGCUGCUGAAUGGCAAAUUAUGGACAAGCUUAAGCCAACUGUAUGUGAAGAAAACAUAAUAAGGAUUUUAAAUUUUAUUGAUUUUGGAAACCAAAUAGCAAAAAUUGUUCCAAGGAUUAAAUUCAAUAGAACACUAAAGAUUUUCUAUUUAAAGAAAGUGUAUUCUCUUAAAGUGAAUACUAAAUUGAAUCAUAAAAGGAGCAGGGAAUGGCACAACUCUAAAAAAAUUUCAGAAAAAAAUGAAAGUGGACUUCUGCGACGCUUAGGUAGAUUGUGGCUUGCUUCUCGAGUUCAAGAGCUGGAGUGUACUGGACAGGCUGAAGGUCCUUCACUUCUGGCUGUAGAUACAUCAACAUUACAGAAACAUCUUCGUCGGGUAAAACAGCUGGUGAAAACUAAAAAUUUUAUAUUUUUGGUUCCUACCAUUGUGUUACAAGAACUCGAUGAAUUAAAACGUGAUUGUUCAGCUGCUCGCGACGCUAUACGUUGGCUUGAGUUCCAAUUGAAGAGUGGCUGCAGAUUCCUGAGAACACAAAGGCCAGGCCAGUCCAAGCCACUGCCACUACUGAAAUGUCCUCGCAAAGCUCCACCAUUCGUGCACAACUUCCUGCAAAUAUUAGAAUUCUGUAACCAUUUUACUGAAGAAAAACAAAGUCAAGGCGGCAAUGGUGAUCCUGAGAGCACAAUUCAAGCGAAAAGUGCGCCUCUCUUAGUUCUUCUUGUAGGCAUUGAACUAGGGAAGAGUGAGGAUCAAUAUAAGGAUUUUAGUCUUAUAGGCGCUGCACAGUCAGCCGGCGUAUCCAUCGAACAUAUUGGAGAGUUUUACACGAAGUGGCGCCACUCGAACCACAAGAACAGCAAGAAAAGAUGAAUAGCUGGCUUUGAUGAUUUGGGAUUCUGAAUAUUACGUGAAAUGAAUUCACGACUUGCAAAAACAUUGCGUACGUUCCGAUGGUAUGAAAUCUGCGAAAAAAUAACGAAAAUGGUCUGUGUAACGUGAUGAUAGGCUAGUGUCAUUAUGCGAAAAUUAAAAAUGAAUAGCUCUAUAGCAUAUUUAUGUUUCGUUUUGGUUAUUCUAUUUUAUAUGUUACAAUAUACGAUUUAGUAUGUUAUGGUAAUGUUUUGUUCUUUCUCAUGGGUUUUUUCACAAAAACAACUUGGUGUGACUAUAUAAUGGGUUUAUAUUUAGUCAUUGAUUAUGAAAUAAAUGAUAAACAUAA